Echinops telfairi (small Madagascar hedgehog) is the source of this 1822-nucleotide messenger RNA. RefSeq names its product TRAF3 interacting protein 3 (gene TRAF3IP3). The transcript has 15 exons. The record is from RefSeq and is a predicted model, not a curated record. The coding region runs from base 1 to 1659 and encodes 552 amino acids. Lineage: Eukaryota; Metazoa; Chordata; Mammalia; Afrosoricida; Tenrecidae.
AUGCUCAGCCCAAGCGUCAGGCCCUCCCCUGGCUUGGCCUGGUGGGCUGAGAGCUACGAGGCGAAGUGGCAACGCCGACAGGAGAGCCGGGAGAGCCGCUGCUGCCGCCCGAACAAGACCACUUGCCACCAGGUGGGGAAGGCAAUGAGGACCCGGCAGAGAGAGCAGUACAAGCAGGCUCGGCAGAGGCAGUUCUUCAGGAGAAGGAACCUGGAAGUGGAGGAGAAAGGCAAGACGCGGGGUUCCCAGGCUCGAGAGCAGCAUCCCUGCAGGAGACCAGGACAGACAAGUGACCUCAGUGCCUCCUCAUCCAGUGCCAGCAGGAGUUCGUCCCCCAGACACCAGGUAGCAGGGACCAGCUCUGAGGACAUUCCAACCCAGCAGCAUCCUCCUUCAGAUGACCAGAGGGAUGUAGCUGACCACCUCUUCUUACAGACUCGGGAUCUUCCACCUCACAGCUCUCCCAUGAAGAAGCCGCCCAAACACCACCAAGGCACUCAGACCAAGACAGAAGAAGCACAGCUAACAAUCAAGAAUGACGCCAGUCAGCAAACCAAUUAUGGAGUUGCAGUUCUGGAUAAGGAAAUCAUCCAGCUUUCUGAGUACCUCAAAGAGGCCCUACAACGAGAACUAAUCUUAAAACAGAAAAUGGUGAUUCUCCAAGACCUACUGUCCCACCUAAUUCAGGCCUCUGACAGCUCCUGGAAGGGGCAGCUCAAUGAAGACAAGUUGAAGGGCAAACUGAGGUCCUUAGAAAACCAGCUGUAUACCUAUACUCAGAAAUACCCCCCCUGGGGGAUGAAAAAGGCGCUGUUGGAGAUGGAAGACCAGAAAGACAGCUAUGAGCAGAAGGCCAAGGAGUCGCUGCAGAAAGUGCUGGAGGAGAAAAUGAGUACCGAACAGCAGCUGCAGAGCACGCAGCGGUCCCUGGCCCUGGCAGAGCAGAAGUGUGAAGAGUGGAGGACCCAGUACAACCAUCUGCAGGAGGACUGGAGGAUCCUGGGGGCCCAGCAUAGAGAGCUGGAGAGUCAGCUCCACGUACUUCAGUCCAAACUGCAGGGAGCAGACAGCAGAGACAUCCAGAUGAAUCAGGCCCUGCGACUUCUGGAGAAUGAGCACCAGGAGCUGCAGGCCAAGAUCGAAUGUCUGCAGGGGGACAGAGAGCUGUGCGGCCCGGAUACCCAGGACCUACAAGAUCAACUAAAGAGGUCAGAGGAAGAGAAACGCACCCUGGUGACCAGAGUACAGGAGAUGCAAAGUCUGCUCCAGAAUCAGUCCUUGCAGCUUCAGGAACAGGAGAAACUCUUAACAAAGCAAGAUCAACCUUUUGCUGUGUGGAGUCCACAGCCCUCCCAUAACGACAUGGAGCCUGAAGGUGCAGGGGAGAAAGACUGGGAUCUCAGAGACCAGCUGCAAAAGACGACUUUGCAGCUCCAGACCAAGGACAAGGAGUGCAGAGAGCUCCAUGCAGAGCUGGACACCCUCAGUGACGAGUACCUCUCCUGCCUGCGGAAGCUGCAGCACUGUCGAGAGGAGCUGAACCGGGCUCAGCAGCAGCCUCCCAGAAGGCAAUGUGGCCGGUGGCUCCCGAUCCUGAUGGUGGUGAUUGCUACAGUGCUGGCAGUGUUAUUGGCCAACAAGGAGAGGGUGAUGAUCUAAAUAGCUUGUGACAGCUGCCCUAGGUAAAAAGCAGAAGCACAGACUCAAUGGGACACUCAGGAAGUCUGGAUGAUUUUACAGAUUAUUUCUCCCAUCAAUUGGAAAGGCAACUUUUGGGGGCUUUAUUAUUAUUUUUUAACAUACUGUGAAAUAAACAUCAACU